Messenger RNA from Pelodiscus sinensis (Chinese soft-shelled turtle), 3037 nucleotides. RefSeq names its product lysophospholipase 1 (gene LYPLA1). Gene Ontology annotation, biological process: protein depalmitoylation. Gene Ontology annotation, molecular function: carboxylic ester hydrolase activity; palmitoyl-(protein) hydrolase activity. Gene Ontology annotation, cellular component: cytoplasm. NCBI's taxonomy places the organism in Eukaryota, Metazoa, Chordata, Testudines, Trionychidae. The record is from RefSeq and is a predicted model, not a curated record.
CCCCCCCCUUUCCGCGCGCGUGGGGACAGCAAGGAAGGGGGUGGUGACACAAGCCCAACGCCCCUCCCCCAGUUACUGUUAGUCGCUGCGUUUGCGCCCCGCGGCCACCUCACCUGCCUUCCCCCAGCCCGGCCCGGCCCGGAGCCUGCCUGCCUUUCCCCUCCCCUUGGCCCGGCGCCUGCCCCUCCUCCCAGCCAGUGUGUCCCGCUGGCUGCGCCGGAGCCCCGUGUAUGUGCGGCAACAACAUGUCCGCGCCGCUCCCCGCCAUCGUCCCGGCCGCCAGGAAAGCAACCGCCGCGGUCAUAUUUCUUCAUGGAUUGGGAGAUACUGGACAUGGCUGGGCAGAUGCAUUUGCAGGUAUCAGAAGUCCACAUGUAAAAUAUAUUUGUCCGCAUGCGCCAAUAAUGCCAGUGUCUCUAAACAUGAAUAUGGCCAUGCCAUCUUGGUUUGAUAUUAUUGGACUCUCGCCUGAUGCACAGGAAGAUGAAGCUGGGAUCAAGCAGGCAGCAGAGAAUGUUAAAGUACUGAUAGAUCAGGAAGUGAAGAAUGGGAUUCCUUCUAACAGAAUAAUAUUGGGAGGCUUUUCUCAGGGAGGUGCUUUGUCUUUGUAUACAGCUCUUACAACACAUCAGAAAUUAGCAGGUGUCAUAGCACUCAGUUGUUGGCUUCCUCUACGGAUCUCUUUUCCACAGGGCACUAUCAGUGGUACAAACAAAGAUAUUCCUGUUCUUCAGUGCCAUGGGGACUGUGACCCAUUGGUUCCUCUAAUGUUUGGUUCUCUCACUGUUGAGAAGCUAAAGAAUCUGAUCAAUCCAGCUAAUGUAACCUUCAAGACUUACUCAGGCAUGAUGCAUAGCUCAUGUAUUGAGGAAAUGAUGGAUGUAAAGGAAUUUGUUGACAAACAUUUACCGCCAGUUGAUUGACAAGAUUUGAGAUGCCUUCUAUAUAAAAACACCAGCAUCAACUGUGGUAGAAUGUUAAUCUGUUCACAUGCCCAAUUGAAAAACUUUAUUUCUACACUUGCAGUUUUACUACUGGUAUAUUGUAAAUGCAUACCAAGAAAAGGACUAAGUAGCAUAUUUCACAAAAAAUGGUAAUCUUUCAAGUAAAUCAUAUGGACUGGAUUAUAAGAAUGAAACAGCUAGAUAGCAUGUCAGAAUGUAUUUGAGUGCUAUUUUAAGGUGUUUCUGAUUUUUGCACCAUUUUUAAAGCAGUCAUAUAGCUAAUUCAACAAUCAUUUUGGUUAAUGAGCAGUUUAAAUAAUGACCAAAUUGGUAUGCUUGAGAUAUGAUGUAUUCUUAAUACUUGUUGAAAGUAUAUUGAGACAUCCUGUCAUAUAUCUUGUACAUAAAGUAUGCAACAUGUAAAACACAAGAGGCAUGUAAUGGUGGAAUUAGUGAGGAUAAAGCUUUAAAUGAUUUAAACAUGGGUACUGCAUGUGAGAGGCUAUUUCUCUUACCUACAAAUUAAUACAUACCAGUGACUCUCAUUAUAGCAUUUAUUCCAAUCUAGUUUUUAACCUUAAGGUUGCCUUUUUAAAAAAGUAUCUGAUGUCAGGAAAGAAAACACUCACUAUCUCCCUAAAAAUGGGUUGACAACACAGAAACUGAGAGGCCCCAGGUGUAUGUAAUUAGACCAGAAUUAACAGCUCUUUGCAGUUCAGUGAUAGCUUACAUUUAUUAGUGUAAAUUGAUCUCAAAAGCUGACUCAUGAAACAGCUUUUGAAAAAUACAUAGAACAUUUCCAUAGUAUAAUUUUAAGAUUCUUGCUUUCAUGUUGCAUAUUUCUCCCACACUUGAACCCUCAUGGGUUUAGUCUUGUGUAUCUUGCUAAUUUUUUGUAGAAAUAUUGACAAUGUGUUUUACAUAGGCAAUUUAAGUAUCUUGUUUUGUUUUAUUAUAUUUUAUUUUGCUUUGUUCCAGAGUAAUCAACUGGAAAAGCAAUGCAGAUGUUGCACACAAAUUAUGGGUUUUGUUGAACAGGCUCAUCUACAACACUGGUAUUAGCUGAUUUUUUUUUAUUUCCUAAAUGCUGUAGUGUGAAUGUAAUAUGGAACUGAAAUGGUUUAGCCAUUAUAGUGAGGAACUACCAGCUGUUUUUAUUUAUCUUUACUGCAUGUUCAUCUUGGGACUUCAGCUUGUCUAAUAGGAAAAUGACAUGUAUGACUUUCAACAUGUAGAUGUGCUUUAGUCUUCUCUAAUACCCUGGAAUAUUCUAAGAAUAUGAAAAUGGGUCUUAACAAAUGUCUGAAACAAAGAAUUCUUGCUCUUGAAAGUUAUAAUUUUGGGAAUUCAUGGAAGUACAGCAAUAAAUUUACAUGGUGUCCUGCUAAUAGAAAACCAGAAAUGAGAGAGCUGUUUGCAGAAAGAUUAACUGGAUGAUCAAUAUAGGAAUCCUUCCUAGCUUACUUGAUAGUAUUUUGAUCAAUCAAGUUUUAAAUGUCUGAUGUUGCAGUGUACCCAACGCAAACUUAUUUCAGAUAGCUGAAAUGUGGAAAAGAAAAAUUCAGGCUAUUAGAAGACUCUCAUGCCUGCUUCUUGGCCAAUACGCACGUUUUAACUUUAAAUGCUUUCUCGUAAGUCACUCCUCUUGUCCCUAACCACUCUUCUCUAGACAUUCUCUAGUUCAUUUUUCCUGGUGAUGUGGUGCCCAGAGGAGUACCAUUUUCCUGUUUUCAUCACCAUAAAAUUGUACUGAGAAGAGUUAUACCUCUUAGCUUAAAGCCUUGGUCCCAAAACUAUACCGGCUCCUGUUACAGUCAUUUCACAUUGCAAACUCGUGUAACUUGCUUACCACUAUAAUCACUAAUUUUUACAUUGUAAUUGCUGCUUGGCUCUUUUCCUGUCAUGUGUUGAAUGACUUCUCUAUAAACUUGUGUCCUCAAAGAUUAUCUGUACAUGUUUCUGAUCUCCAAGUCCUUCCCUGUUAUUUCCCUGUAUUGCUUACGAUACCUUAAGUUUAGAAUGUUAACUUCAUGAACGUGCUGUUUUUCCUCGUCCAGAUCAUUAACAAAGAUAUUAAAAUGAGACUAGUUUUA